Messenger RNA from Argiope bruennichi, 10837 nucleotides. RefSeq lists its product as uncharacterized. The record is from RefSeq and is a predicted model, not a curated record. Gene Ontology annotation, biological process: positive regulation of DNA-templated transcription. Gene Ontology annotation, molecular function: histone H3K4 methyltransferase activity; sequence-specific DNA binding; protein binding. NCBI's taxonomy places the organism in Eukaryota, Metazoa, Arthropoda, Arachnida, Araneae, Araneidae. The transcript is spliced from 35 exons. Bases 130 to 10443 code for a protein of 3437 amino acids. Gene Ontology annotation, cellular component: histone methyltransferase complex; nucleus.
AUCAUGGAUUACAAUUGUGCGCAAGUUGAUGUUAAAUUUCGCGCCUGUUGCGGUAGGAUACUAUCAGCCUCAGGAAGCGUAUAAUCUGUCAAUUUUCCUGUAGUAUUAAUAUUCAAUUCUGCAUCCUCUAUGUAUUUUAAAGAUGUCCGUUUGUAUAAACGUCGUUCAAAUAUAAAGAGCGCUAAAAGAAGAGUAACCUUGAAUCAUUUUGAUGCCAUAUUCAGAUGUUAUGCUUUGAUCAUCAAAAUGGCGCGCCUACGGUUUCCAGGACGGCCUGGGCAAAGAAUUGGAAAAAAUUACGUAAAAUAUGUUUAUGAUGAUGUUAAAUUGAACGCCGAAAUUUGUCAUCCGGUGUUUCACAAGAUUGAAGUUGGCCUAAAACUCUUCCAUGAUUUGUUUGGAUACUCCGACGAGGAGGAAGAUUUUGAAGGCUUUACUUUGGAAGACAUUGCCCAGGCCGAAGCUACUGUCGCCAAUAAAUCGAAACAAAAGGAAGCAAUUCGGCGUUUUCUUGAUUCUAGUAAUGAAUUUUCUUCACCACCUACAUCUGAAAUUGAUAGGCUACUUUCCUCAUCAGAUUCAGAUACUUCAACAUAUUCUGUACGCCGUGAAAGAGGCAUGCGGAAUAUUGUGCGGAAGUCAUAUGAUAAGAUGAUCAAAGAAGGUCUUAGUAAAUCAAAUGUACAUAGUAAUAAUACUGUAUAUGUUGACAAAACUCCACAGAGUUCAAAACCAAAGCCAUUUGCUAGACAAAAUAUAUCACUUGAGGCAAGGUUUCGAUCAGAAUUGCCUGUUGAACAAUCUAAUCCUGUAAAUAUUUAUAAAUCAAAAAGUGACAACCAGAUUGAUACAAAUUUGCCUUCAGAUAAUAAAGCAUCAGGGAAGACUUCUAUCGUUAGGCAUCUUUUAGAAAAAGCAAAACAUCAAGUAAAAACUCGUCGUAGACGUAGAAGAACUAUGAGACCAACUGUGCAAAGAAAAUUUCGAAAUAGGUAUAUUUACCCAUCUAAAUGUAAAUAUUCAAAUCUGAGGAAAAAAUUGUCCACUGUAGAGGAAGAUAGGAGCCCCAAAAAUAAACUAAGAAAAAAAUCUUUUGAGCAUCCAGUUUCUAAAAAUGAUCUUGGUCCUGAAAGUAAUAGCUCAGUUAAACUAGAAAGAGAAACUUUAAAAGACAAGUCAAAACGUUCUUUCCCUAGGCGAAAAAGGUUUAUUCUACCAUCUAUGAGUGCUCGAUCUUCUCGCAAGAUUAUACCCCGUAAAAGGUAUCUUGAUGAAUAUGAGCUUCCUUUAAAAAAAACAGUUGAUGAAGAUAGUCAGUGUUCACGGUCCUCUCUGAGUGGCAGCUCAGAAACAAUAUCUGCCAUGGAUGGGGGCAGUAGUCCUGAAGAUACACAAAUGGAAGAUUCCAGAUACUCAAAAAAGCUUCAGAAAAAAGUAGGCCUCUUAGACCGACCUCUUGUCGUGGAAGGUAAACGCCAAUGGAAACCUAGUCUCAAAGUUCAAAUGAAAUUAUCAGAGAUGAAUUAUGAAUAUCCCUUUGGAUUAAAGAAAAACGAUGAUAGUUCUGGUACUGGUACUUCUUCUGGGUCUUUUAAAGAUAUAAUUAAACCAGACAUGGUUAGUAAAUAUGCUGAAAAAAUGGCACAGAAACCCAAAGACAGACCAUUUAAAAUUUUAGAAAGUUUUAAGAAAAGUAGUUCGCAUAGUGUGAAAAGUGAACCAGAAAAGGCAGAGGACAGUUCAGAUAACAUGGAUGAUGAUAAGAAACCUGAGGAUAAACUAGAAAAGGUGGCAGCUAAAAUUGAAAAAUUGCUCAAAUCUCAGUGGGAAGGUCGUUUAAAAGAAUCUUCUCUACAAUCAUCAGUCAAAAUGCCAACAAAAUUGGAAUCGGUAACUCAGUGGAAGAGUGAGCAACAACAGCGAACCUCUAGCCAGAGGAGAACCAAAAAUAUAAUUCGGAAAGCUCGGUUACAAUUAAAAAAGAAAAACUUGAACUUAAGAACUCGAAAGUCAGACAAAGAUACUUCUGUAUCCCAUGAUAGUCUGAAAAAUAAUGAAGCUACAAAAAGUGAACCAGGACUUCCUGAAAAAGAAGCUAAUACUAAACUUCCCAUAGUUGAUGCCCCUAUUGAUGUGCCUUCAAUGAAUUUAUCUAGUUCUCCUGUGGUUAAUACUGUUGAUACUGCAUUUAAAUGCAUUGUGUGUGGUUUUUCCAAAAUAUCUGCUCAUAAUGAUGGAUUUUCUUGUGGAGCAUGUAGUAGAUUCUUUGAUUCAUUUGCCAAAACACCAAAACAGUAUUUUUGUACCAAAGAUGGAAAUUGUAUUAUUGAUGGAGUUAAAGAUUCUGCAUCACGAAAAUUAGUGAACGCUAGAUGUAAAGCAUGUUGGCUGAAGUUAUGUAUGGAAAAAUUUCCUGUUUCUUCAACAUUGAGGGACCAACUAAUAAAAUAUGUGCCACGUUUAGAUGCUCCUCCACAUAAUCCUCUGCUUAUAGUUGAAAACAUAGAACCUACUGAACCUAUAGAGGAAGGCAUUGUAAGAGGACCAAGAAUAAAGCAUGUGUGUCGAAGGGCUGCAGUUGUUUUAGGCUUACCCAGGGCAACAUUUCCAGAACCUUCAGAAUCUAAAGAGUCUUUCAACUUAAGUGCUUUACCUCAAGAAGAAAAACAAAAAAUUCUUGAAACUGUUCCUGUGGAAGAGAAAGUUAUAUCUGCUGAUCCAGUGGCUUCCACAUCAGAAAUCAAACCAUUGCCAACAACUUCAAAAGCUAGUAAACAGCAGGUGAAAAAGAAGUCCCAUAAAGAUUUCAAAGUGAAAAAUCGAGUACAUUUGGACUUAUUGAAGAAGUCAUCUCUUCUGAUACACAAGGAGCAGAAAAGAAGGAAACUGCUCAUGAAAAAGUCAAUGAAGCACAUGCACAAACAUUCCUUUAAAAAAUCUUUAAAGGUUGGGAGAAAAAGUGAAAUGAAAAAGACCUUAAAAUUCUCCUACAAGAGUGCUGUCAAAACUUCUCUGAAGACAUCUCCAAAAAUAGUAUCUACAAGACCAUUAAGAACUAGGAAGUUUAGGAAAGUGCGUUGUAAACAGUGUGAAGGGUGCCUUGCUGAAGAUUGUGGAGAAUGUGCCUAUUGCUUAGAUAAGAAGAAAUUUGGUGGACCUAAUUUAAUCAAGCAGGCUUGCAAGUACCGGCGAUGCUUGCGACCCAUUAUACCGGCUUCUGAAAAGGCUUCUAAACUUUCUCAACAUGAAAAUGAUAAAGGCAAACCAUCUGGAGGUCAUUCAAGUUUUGGAGGUGAUGGUCCAUCAGGUAUUGGCCUGUCUCUUUCUUCAUCGUCUAGUUCACCUACUAGUCCUGACGGCAGCAGCUGUGGAUCCAGUUGUAGUUCGUCUUCCAGCACUUCCAGCUCGGGUAGCUCAGGAAGCAGCAGUAGUAGCUCAUCUAGCCGCAGUAGUACCAGUACUAGCUCAAGUAGCAGCAGUAGUGACAAUAUAAGUGUUCCACACACUAAUAUGCUGCCUGACAGUUGCGCAAAUGUGUCUUUCAUGCAGAAUAUUAUUUCUGAACCUGUGAUUUUGCAAGAAUCUGAAUGUACUGAUAAUAAUGUUGUUACCAAUCCUAUUUUUCAAGAACAAGGUUUUAAUGGAGAACAUUAUAUGAUAUCUCACAGCCUUCAAGAAUUAGUGUCAAAUAGUUUACCAUCUCCCCAACAGAAAUUACUUUAUAGCAAUCAACUCUUGGAGGGACCUAUGUAUAAAGAAACUGGCGAUACUAUUUUCUACGAAGACUCGUCAAGUAUUAUUGAACUUAAAAAUGCGAGCUAUGCUCCUUCUUUGUAUUAUGGAGCAACUCAUGGUGAUAAUGAUGAAACUGUAUCAUAUUCUAGUUAUACUGGUUCAAAAAAUCAAAACUCUAGACAAAGUAAUAGUGAUUCUAGAAGAUCACAUUACAGUAAAGAUCAGGAUCAGUAUGGCUCUGCUGGUUCUGGUGGUCAAGAAAGCAAUGGUGAUGAUGAUGAUGACGAUGAUGAUGAGGAUAAUAAAAGGAGAAAAAAAUAUAUUUAUGCAGAUUAUUGGGAAGACUAUGAUUUUGAAAGAAUCUCUUCACAAGGUUUUGCAUUAAUAUCAUCUCAACAAAUACCACUACCAUGUGUCUGUUAUUUGUGUGGAAGUGCUGGUGAAGAAAAGCUGAUCUUUUGUGUUCUCUGCUGUGAACCAUAUCAUACAUUUUGUCUUCCUGAGGAUGAUGUUCCUCAUGAAGAAAAUUUAGAGAAUUGGUGCUGUAAAAGAUGCCAAUGUUGUGCUGUGUGUGGAUUAAAGCAAAAUUUACUAAAAUGCAGGAAAUGCCAGUGUACAUACCAUGCAGAAUGCUUAACUCCUCAUUAUCCUACAAAACCAUCAAGGAAAAAGCGAAUUUGGAUGUGUCCAAAAUGCGUUAAAUGUAAGAGCUGUGGGACUACUUCACCAGCAUCCACUUCUGGUGUUUUAUGGAAUUUUGAUUUACUUCUUUGUCAGCCUUGUGCAAAGUUAACUGAUAAAGGGAAUUAUUGCCCAGUUUGCCAUAAAUGUUACGAGGAAAAUGAUUAUGAAUCCAAAAUGGUGCAAUGCUAUAAAUGUAACAGAUGGGUGCAUGCCACAUGUGAUAAUAUAACAGAUGAAAGCUAUGAAAUCCUUUCAUGUUUACCUGAAACAGUGGUUUAUACUUGUAUUGAUUGUACAGUCGAAACAAUACCUUUAUGGAAGAAAGCUAUUAGAGAGUAUUUAAAACAUGGCUUGAAAAGUGUACUCAAUUCUCUUUUAACAGCAAGGUGUGCCCGUCAUCUUAUUAGGCAGGAGACUGACUCGUCUUCCAGUUACUUACCAGCACCCAGCAGUGAAUCUGAUUCUCAGUUGGGAAAUGAUAAAACCGAUUCUGAAAACCAUUUAUUACAUGCUCAAACUGAUUUGCAGAGUGAUAAAAGUCUUUCUUUAAAUUCAGAAGAAAACUGUGAUAGAUUUGCUGUUGCAGAAACUGUUUCCUCCUUAGUGCAUUCUGUUCAUUUACAUUCAUUUGAUGAAAAAAACAGUGACAAUACUAAGAAUAUUAGUUCAAAGGAAAUUUGUGAUGUAGAGAAUAAUACUUUACAAUCUUCAACAAAAGAUACCUCAAACCCGAAUAAUAAAGAUGUUGAGAAGUUACCUAAUCUAGAUUUGUUAGUAGUCAAAGACAAUUUGGAUAGAGGAAAAUAUAAAACAAUAGCUUCCUUUUUUGAUGAUGUUAUAGAAAUUAUUGAAUGUGGAAAUGAUAUGGGAAUGAAGCAUCACACUAGUGCGACUAAAGCUAUUCUGAUAAAACAAACAGAGAAAAUAUUUCCAUGGUUUAAAGUUCCAUCAGCUAGAAUUUGGAAAUCUAAAUGUGACUUGCCUGAAGGUAUGCUGCCAAAUGCUGUUCUUCCACCUCACCGAGAUCAUAUUUAUGCCCAGUAUUUGGAAAGGGUUAUUGUUUUCCCUCCUUUGAAUCUGAAAUAUGCAUCUCCUUUUCCAGACACUCGUACAUGUGUAUUAUGCAACUAUUCUGGUGAUAGUCAGCCAAAAAAAUGUGGGCGUCUUUUGUACUGUGGACAAGAUGAGUGGAUUCAUGUAAAUUGUGCAAUAUGGUCGGCUGAAGUAUUUCAACAGCAGGAUGGUUCACUAAGGAAUGUUCACCCAGCUAUUUCCAGAGGAAGAUUAAUGCAUUGUGAAUUUUGCAACCAACUUGGGGCAACUGUUGGGUGCUGUGUAAGAGGUUGCCCUGCUAACUACCAUUUUUACUGUGCCCGAAAAGAUGAAGCUAUUUUGCAAGCAGAUAAGAAAGUAUUUUGUGCCCUGCAUCGAGAAAGCGUUGAUGAAAAGAUUUUAAGUGAAAAAGAUUUUCCUGUUGAAGAAAGAGUCUAUGUUAAUCAAGCUAGUAUACCCCCAAAGUGGGUUAAAAAGAGUUGGGAAGCUCCUAUGAAUAAAGAUUCUCUCCAUAUUGUUAUUGGAUCCUUGACAGUGAAUAAAUUAGGACGGUUAACAAAAUUAUCACAUAAUAAAAAUGUUUUGAUUCCUGUUGGCUAUGAAUGUACCAGAAUAUUUUGGAGCACAAAAAAUCCAAAUUUACGAGUAAAAUAUACCUGCCGUGUUAUAGAAAUAAAACCACAUCUACCAUCUCGUCAUUCAGAUGCAAUAGCUAAUACAACAACCGUUCAUUAUCCUGAACCAUCUUGUUUUGCAAACAAGAAUGCAGAAGUUCCUUUUAAAACAAAUUUUUCAUUAUGUAAACAGAAAACUUUAAAUAUGGAGAAUUCAAAUUCUAAAAGUAAUGAAGAUUGUGAUGAUCCAGAUAUCACCAGUGUUGUAAGAAAAGUUCUGCGUCGUUUGAUUAAAAAGGUUGUUAAAAAGGAAUCGAAAACUAAGUUAUUUGUUGAAUGUGAUAAAAAGAAUAAUAAUUUUCUUGAAUUAAAAAGCUGCAAAGAUCAUAAUUCUGAAGUUAGUAGAAACCCAAGUCACUUAAAUGAUUUAAAAUUGGAAAAGCAAAAAAUACUACUGCCUCGAUUUAAUGGGAACAGAAAAAAGUACCAGUGCGAUUUGCAAGAAAUUAAAAAUUGUCUUGACUGUAAUAAAGAUUCAUCUAAUAAAGAAAGGUCAGGUCAGAACUCUGUUAGCAGCUUAGAGGAAUGCUCAGAUGAUUCUGAAUGCGAUAAAAUGAAUUAUAAGGAGUCUAAUUCUGACUUGAAUGACCAAUUAGAUCGGAGAAAUGUAUGGAAGUCUAAAAAUUGUAAUGAUAAACUUCGAAGUAGCUUGAAAACUUAUGAAUUCAAAAAAUACCGAAAACGAAUUAAAAAUCUGAAUGACGAGCAUAAUAUGAAUUCUGAUAAACUUUUUCAGUUGUUGCAUGAAGAAACAUUUUCUAAAAAUGAGUAUGAAAACAUUUGUAAUCAAUAUAAAGAGAUUUCAUCGAUGUCCCCAAAAAUAAAAUCCUUAUUUAAUUCUGUUUUACCUUCUCAAUCUGUUACUGAAACUGUUCUACCUGUUUAUGGAGUGGGAGCAAAAGAUCCCUCAGGUAUUACGGAGAGUUCUGGAUAUAGUUCUAAUGAAGAUAAUCACUUACGACAAUCUACCAGACAGCCUUCCUUACCUAAUCAGCCAAAUGAUAUGAAAUCCAAUUCUGCAGAAAAAUCUGGAAAAAUGAACAUUGCAUCUUCUUGGGAAAGAGGCGUGAAGUUUAAUGGUCAAAAACAAAAAGAAUUUCAUUCUAAUUUAGAUGAAUUGGAUAAAAAAAUAUGUGAAGAAAAAUUUUCUGCAUCUAAAAAUGAAAGAAAUGUGUGUAACAAUAUCUUAUUUGAAAAAACUUAUUCAAAAGACAAAAUUCUUAAUGGUAUGUGCCAAACUACAGGACCUUUCAAAUGCUCCAAAUGCAAAAGAUUGUAUCGUACUAUUGAAAGUUUUAAAAAACAUUCAGAUUUAUGUAAUUUUGUUAUUGAUUCCUCUUCUGGAGAAGAAGAGUCUGACAGCAGCAUGUCUUCUGAAAAAUCAAGUGAAGAUAAUUGUACUGUUUCAGGAAAACCUUUAGAAAAAAACAAGGAGAAAAAUCAAGCUUUAGAUGCAAUGGAUGUUGAUGAACCAUAUCCAGAAACUUCUUGCAACAAUAAAUUUAGGAAUAAUAAAGAAACAUCAGAAAAUAUGAAAAACUGUGUUAAUGGAGACAGUUCAGUUACAUGUGCACAAAAUGCCAAUAAUCAAUCAUUUAAACAGAAGCAAAACUCCCUUCUUUCAAAUAAUUUCCAUUCAAGCAAACAUUCAACUUUGAAUUCUAGUAAUAACUUUGCUUCCGUUCUACGGGCCACAAACAGGUCUGUUAUUGAACAAAAAGUACUCUUGGCUGAUAAACAAGACCUUGUACCAAAUGCAGUUUCUAUGAAUGAAAGGAUUGUUAUUCCAACUCAGCAGUCUCUAAAUUCACCUGUUAGUAUUAAUUGCACACAGAAUGUCAUGCCAAAUGUUCCAGUGGAGAUUAAUAGUGUACCAUUAGUUGCUGAAAAUAUACCAAAUGUUUUCAACUGUGGUUACAGUAAUACUUUAUGCAACAAUCCUCCAAAUAAUAUUAUGCCAAUGCCCUGCAAUACACUUAUUAUUCCACCAAAUCCUACCCCUGUGCCCCAAUCAAGCCCAGUUUUAAGUCAGAUCGCAGUGCCCCAGGGUAACUUUAUACAGCCUUCCAUUGAUUUAAAUCCAAGCUCACAAUUAUCAUAUGUUGGUUCUAUAACUAUUACUAACAAUGAAACCAUGUCUUUAGCUGUGAAUGUGCCUGAUCAGAUAGUUCCAAUUUUUCCUCAACAAGAUCUUAAUUUUGGUGUUAUCCAGAACCCUAUACAAAUACCUCAACCAGCAGAAAUACACCUUUCGACAGUGAAUGUUCAGCACAUAUCAGUUCAGAGCUCAUUUUCUGCCAAUACAGUGAACCAACUUGUAUUUCCUCAACAAGCAGUAUCUUUUCCUCAAGGGCAGGUGAUGUUUGUUGAAGAUCCAGUUACACAUCAUUUAUCUCCAGCACAACCACCCUCAAAUUAUGUAUUUCAAGUUCCCAUUGAACAAACACAGAAUUGUGCUUUUACCACUUAUGUUCCUCAACAAGAAAUACAACCCCAGUUUCUUAACCAAUUCACUUUCCAAUCUAAUACACAGCAAAUUUCAAAUCAACAAAUGAAUAAUGUUUUCCAGCUGCAGAAUCCUGUGCCAUUUGCAGUGGGAAAUCUUCCACAGCCAACAGAAAUACAAAGAACAGUGGAUAAUCGCUCUGUAAAUAUAAUUACAAAUUCUCAUGAUCAGUUAAUUGAAAACUCAGCUGCAAAAGUACAGCUGGCAGCUAAGAAAACUUCCCAAGUGAUUCAAUCAACUGUAAGUCCAUCACCUCCUAGUUUGAGCAGUAGGUCAUCUCCUGCUUCAGAUAUAUCAAAUAAUAGCAAAAAUUGUGUGUCAGCUAUAACAGUGCCACCAAAUAGUAAUAUUGUAGAUAUUCUUAAAAAGGCAGCUGAACAGAUGUUGAAUAUUAAAGCAAAUUUGACUAAGAAGGAAAAUAGUAAAUCUGAAGUACCUGAGAAAAAAACCAGGUUUGCACACACUCGUAAAGUUGCUGCUAGGAAGGCUGAAAAACUGAAACAGAAAAAUGCUGUUUUGAAUGGCAGUAAUUCUUCAGUGACUUCUCAGGUGAAACCUAAAAGUGUUAAAUUAAAUAUUAUUAAGCCUACUUUCAGUAUUCCAUUUGUACCUAUCCCUGCACCAACUAAGGCAGUGAACACACCUUCACCAAAGAGUGAAGAAGUUAAAACAGCAGAGUCCGCCAAACCCCUUCCAUUACCAGAGAAGAAAGAAAAUACUUUGCCUGCACCACAACUAGAAGUUCCAACAACUUUAGAAAGCAAUUCUGACAUUUAUUGUUAUGAUGAUGAUGAUGAAUCUGAAGAAGAAUCUCCCUUAGUAAGAAUGCAUUUACGUCAGAUGGAACUAGAAGGAAGAGAAGAAUCUUUUCCAAAAGACAGGCCAUAUCUUAUGUAUGAAAUUGAUAGUGAAGAUGGAUUGCAUAUUCAAUCUAGGAAUCUAAGAGAUGCCUGGUUGAAAGUGUAUGAUGAAUUGCAGGAUGCCCGCAUUGCAGCUCAUAUGAAACAAAUCACCUUAGCUCCUGAAGAUGUUAAUGGACCUCAUAUGUUGGGCUUGGAUAAUCCUGCACUUGUGUACUUGUUAGAGCAAUUGCCUGGGGCUGAAUGCUGUCCAGAUUAUGAGUUUCUUUUCCACCAACCUUCUAAAGAAAUAUUUGAGAUUCCUGAAAAUGCAACUGGCUGUGCUAGAAGUGAAGGAUUUCAAGGCAGAAAAGACUCGGAUAUGUUUAACUUUUUAGCAUCAGAGCAUCGAAACAGGCCAUUAUUUUUGCCACCGGAAGAGGAGGAAGAAGGAGCUCAAAAAUCAUCAAGACGGACAAAUCUUGAUUUACCUAUUGCAAUGCGCUUCCGCUUCCUUAAAGAUGUUGCAAGAGAAACUGUUGGUGUUUACAGAUCAAGUAUUCAUGGACGAGGGCUGUUUUGUAAAAGAAAUAUUGACCCUGGUGAACUAGUCAUUGAGUAUGCUGGAGAAGUCAUACGAUCUGUUCUCACUGACAAAAGGGAACGCAUUUAUCAGAGCAAGGGUAUUGGAUGCUACAUGUUUAGAAUUGAUGAUGAUGAAGUGGUUGAUGCUACCAUGCAUGGAAAUGCUGCUAGAUUCAUCAAUCAUUCAUGUGAACCCAAUUGCUUUUCUAAGGUGAUAACUAUUGAUGGAAAAAAGCACAUAGUCAUAUUUGCUCUUAGAAGGAUAAUAAAAGGAGAGGAAUUAACUUAUGACUAUAAAUUUCCUUUUGAAGAUGAAAAGAUACCUUGUCAUUGUAAUUCUAGAAGGUGUCGUAAAUAUCUAAACUGAGAGCUUGAACCAAAUGUAGGACUGCUGUGAAGAGUCGGAGACUUUCUGUGAUACAUUUUUAUAAGGAUCAAUGACUAAGAAUUUUGUUAUUUAAUAAAUGAAAUGAAAGGUGCUGUUCCUUAAUCAUGUAGAUAAUUUUAAGCAGCUUUAUGUACUUAAAUUUAAUCAUUGUACAGAAUUAUAAAAAAGACUACUUUUUAAGAAUUUGUAAAUAAAAUCAUUUUAUAUUUGUUCAUGAAUUUUGUGAAUUGACUUUUAAUGUGUUUUUAUAAAAAUUGUAGAUAACCAAGUGUGUUUUAUUUUUCAGGUAAAUUGUAUUUUUUAUGAAAUUUAUAUGCCUGAAUUUAAAAUAUUGUAGGUGCCAUAAAUGUUUAUUAAUAAAUUUUCUUCAUAA